Drosophila grimshawi is the source of this 2230-nucleotide messenger RNA. RefSeq names its product septin-1 (gene Septin1). The record is from RefSeq and is a predicted model, not a curated record. Gene Ontology annotation, biological process: cytoskeleton-dependent cytokinesis; regulation of exocytosis. Gene Ontology annotation, cellular component: septin ring; septin complex; cell division site. The transcript has 4 exons. Lineage: Eukaryota; Metazoa; Arthropoda; Insecta; Diptera; Drosophilidae. Gene Ontology annotation, molecular function: GTP binding; GTPase activity; molecular adaptor activity. The coding region runs from base 9 to 1142 and encodes 377 amino acids.
UUCAGUUCAUGAGCAACAUAUUUUGUUCGUCAUUUAAUUUUUGUUUUUUUAAAAUGGCUGAUACAAAGGGCUUUUCCAGCAUUGAGACACCCGGUUAUGUGGGCUUUGCCAAUUUGCCGAACCAAGUGCAUCGCAAGUCAGUGAAGAAGGGCUUCGAAUUUACGCUAAUGGUUGUCGGCGAGUCGGGUUUGGGCAAAUCGACGCUGGUGAACAGUUUAUUCUUAACCGAUCUAUAUCCGGAACGCAUUAUACCCGAUGCCAUAGAGAAACAAAAACAAACGGUUAAACUGGAGGCAUCCACCGUGGAGAUUGAGGAACGUGGCGUCAAACUGCGUCUAACUGUUGUCGAUACGCCCGGCUUUGGCGAUGCCAUCGAUAAUUCGAAUAGCUUUAGCGCCAUACUGGAGUACAUUGAUGAGCAAUAUGAGCGCUUUCUGCAGGACGAGAGCGGAUUGAAUCGUCGCAAUAUCGUUGACAAUCGCAUACAUUGUUGCUUCUAUUUUAUAUCGCCCUUUGGGCAUGGACUAAAGCCCCUGGAUGUGGAGUUCAUGAAGAAGCUGCAUUCAAAAGUGAAUAUUGUACCCGUCAUUGCCAAGGCUGAUUGUUUGACGAAAAAGGAAAUAUUGCGUCUGAAAUGUCGCAUUAUGCAGGAGAUCGAGAGCCAUGGCAUUAAAAUUUAUCCACUGCCAGACUGUGAUUCAGAUGAGGACGAAGACUACAAGGAGCAAGUGAAGCAACUGAAGGAAGCAGUGCCUUUUGCCGUUUGCGGCGCCAACACCCUGCUCGAAGUUAAAGGUAAAAAAGUGCGCGGCCGCCUUUAUCCAUGGGGCGUCGUUGAGGUUGAGAAUCCCGACCAUUGUGACUUUAUCAAGCUGCGCACCAUGCUGAUCACCCAUAUGCAAGACCUGCAGGAGGUCACACAGGAGGUGCACUAUGAGAACUAUCGAUCGGAUCGCCUUGCCAAGGGCAUCAAGGGCAAGGAUAAUGGCAUUAAAUCAGAUCGUGAUAAUAUGCCCACACAGGCGGGCGUGAAUAGUGUCUUCUCCGAAAAGGAUCGCAUUCUGCAGGAGAAGGAGGCGGAGCUGCGACGCAUGCAGGAGAUGCUCGCUCAAAUGCAGGCGCGCAUGCAGGCUCAAAAGUGAGAGAACGAUGCGAAGACACAUACACAGAGAGAAAGAGAGAGAGAGAGCAGCACACAUUUGUGCAAUUUACAUAUAUAGAUAUAUAUAUAUAUAUUUAUAUACAAAUCUUAAUAUAUACAUAUAUUUUUUGUACGCAGUUUUUAAGUUGCAGCGCUUGCAUUUUCACGAUGAGCGCUAUCUAUUUGUUUGUUUUUAUUUUACAUUCUAAACACAUAUAUAUGUGCAUAUAUAACCUAUAUAUAUAUAUAUACAUAUAUAUAUAUAUAUGUUGAUCAAAAGUGAUUUUUAUACAUAAAUGCAAUUGCCAAAAAAAAAAAACAAUAUGCAUCCAAGUCAAGAUCGAAAAUCAAAUCUCGAAGCAUCUGAGAAACACAGAUACACACACACACACACAUCUCUCAUAGACACACACACUGAUACACACACUCUCAUACACAAACUUCAUAUCACUCCUAUAUAUAAAAAGAAAAUGAAUGAACAUUAAUAACGAACUGUAUUCCUAUUAUGUAUUUAGACAUGACGUCUUCGAUAUUAACAAUUGAAUUAUGUGUAAUUUUUAUUGUAUUUGUACAUGUGCCGCUCUUAAGUUAAGUAAGCAACAAACCAAUUUUGCCGAUGUUAAAACAUUUGAUCUGUUUAUUAGUCUCGAACAAAGAAAAGAAAAUACUAUGAAUCGCCUCCAUUUCUGUUAUAUUAAGUCAUUUAAUUAUGAUUUAGAAGGUGCGUAAACGCCUAAAAUUGUUUAUCAAUAACUAAAACUAAGAAAUUAAGUUGAGCGUUAAACUAUGGCAUCUAAUUUUAUACACAUAUAUAUAUGUAUUUAUAUUUAUAUAUAUAUAUAUAUAUAUGUAGGUGCGUUUUUGUAUUUUAAUUGUGUAUUAUCUAUCCGUGCGAAUACUUGAAGUGCUCCAGCAAUUUUUGCAUUCACUUACAUGUAAUCUCCUCAGUUUGCAAUCGCUUAAUAUAAAAAAAGAAACAAAACUCAUGCUAAAUCACACGCAUUUAAUGUUAAAUGAAUCCUUAUUGCUCUGUAUAUGAACAAUUUAAUCCUUUACAUAUUCCUCUAUAAAUAUAUACAUUUAUAUAUA